This is a messenger RNA of Paramecium tetraurelia, 204 nucleotides long. RefSeq lists its product as uncharacterized. The record is from RefSeq and is a predicted model, not a curated record. NCBI's taxonomy places the organism in Eukaryota, Ciliophora, Oligohymenophorea, Peniculida, Parameciidae. The transcript has 2 exons.
AUGAAUCCCCCUCCUGGAUUAGGCGAUGACGAUGAGCAAUCAAUUGGGCCUCCACCUGGCAUUGAUGCUCCAAAAAAAAAGAAAUUUCACAUCAACAAAAAAUUAAGUUAACAAUAAACCUCAUUGGAAUCCUUGAAUCUUGAACUCAAAGUUACUGUGCAAGACCAACACUUCGAUCAAAUGAAUAUUUGGAACCCUCCAUGA